Messenger RNA from Staurois parvus, 440 nucleotides. The record is from the annotation of a GenBank genome assembly. NCBI's taxonomy places the organism in Eukaryota, Metazoa, Chordata, Amphibia, Anura, Ranidae.
AGGUGCGCUGUGUCCCUCGGACACAGCGGAUCACCGAUCCAUGGAAAGAGCCGAAGAUGUCGGCUCGGUCAUGUGAUCAGCUGUGUCAAAUCACAGCUGAUCACAUGGGACAUCUACACUGAUCAUCAGAGCACUGAUGAUCAGUGUGCCCUGAUGACCAGUGUAGCCCCAGCAGUGCCACCUGUCAGUGUCCAUCAGUGCCAGCUGUCAGUGCUCAUCAGUGCCACGUGCCAGUGCCCAUCAGUGCCACAUCAAUGCCACAUAUCAGUGCCUACCAGUGCACAUCAAUGCCACAUAUCAGUGCCCAUCUGAGCUGCCUUUCAGUGUCACCCAUCAGUGCCACCUAUCAAUGCCAAUCAGUGCCACCUAUCAGUGCUGCCAAUCAGUGCCACCUAUCAGUGCCAGUCAGUGCUGCCUAUCAGUGCCCAUCAUUGCUGCCU